Molecule: messenger RNA, 1861 nt
Organism: Dreissena polymorpha
Lineage: Eukaryota; Metazoa; Mollusca; Bivalvia; Myida; Dreissenidae
Exons: 1
Coding region: 1236-1706 (156 amino acids)
Source: RefSeq, a predicted model, not a curated record
CUGGUGCCCCUGGAUACGUGAAUUAAUGGCUUUUUUAUUUAAUAGAGUACUACAGUUAAAAAAACUAAAUGCGUGUUAAAAAUAUAGUACUCAUAUAGAAGUAGGAUUUUUGACAAUGCCAUACCAUGUUUAUGUUAUACACUGUGUCUUUAUUUUAAUUUAUAUUUCCUUUUUUUUUCGUUGUAUUUUGCUUCGAUUGUUUAACAUUCUGAACGAUACGAUUGCAACUACAUAUACUAUUAUUUGGUGUCUUACAUCUAGUUCAGUGAAAUGUUACAUAAUCGUCUUUAGAUAUGUAUAGCAAAAUGGUUGAACGAUUAACCGUUUUAUCCUUUGCACAGGGACCUAUACAAACAAAUUUGUUUGUAUAGGUCCCUGCUUUGCAAUACUCGAUGACGCAACGCAGCCUUCUUGAUUUAUCCGCUGUAUACCAACGGUGCCAAACAAUAAGCGUGCGACUUGAUCUACUUUACCUGCGCGGGAACAACUAUUGCUUAACGACAGCCAGUGUUUGACGGGCUUAUACGUGGUUCGUACAAAUGUAUUAAGUGUACAGUGUGUAUACAGACUAAAAGCAAUGCUAUUGAUUAGCACAAAGGCGUACAUAAUAGCCCAAUGAUUAAUGAUUAACUCAGUAGAUAAUACUUAAUGAGAUCAACAUGUAUACAUCGUGCAUGUGAAGAUUGUCGUAUCUGGGUGAGUGGAACACGGGGUAUUCAACAGCGACCUUCAGUGAACAAGACGUAAGGACAUUCUUUAUAGAACAGUUGCUUUUCUGAAAACCAACCCGAUCUUCGGAAUUACAGCUAACGACUGUUUAUGUGUUACGUCAGUGUUAAGGUGGAUAUUUUUCAGCCCAGUGGUUAUGUAGGCAGCGCAAUUUCCGUUUCGGCAAUGAUACAGUUCUGUUAUGUGCUCAGGAAAAUGAAAACAGGUAGAACAGAAAUACUGAGAUAGCAUUAGUAUUUGGAUUGCAGGCUUCUGCUGUGAUAACAUAUAGCGUUUGAAAAAGAUCCUAAGCAACGGACGAUCAGUGUCUGUCUUGAUUUUCGGAAAUUUAACGCUCAAAUAUCAAGCUGGCAGGCUGGGUGAACGUUCAGCAAGCAAACUUCUCCUCUUUCCAACCCCCCAGAACACGCGCGGUUAAUUCACUUCCGGUACUUCCCAUCGAGGCAGACACUUCGACUUUAGGCGCAGGUUCCCUGCUAGUAAGCUUUCAAUCGAAACCACCAGGCAUGUCCGCGUCACUCUUCACCAUCACUUCGAGUGAGGCGUCGAAACUCGUUCGAAAUCAGCGAAAGAGAGAUGACGACAGAUUCUGCUUCCUUCUCCAAGUGUCGUUUCAAUCGGUGUACAGCGACUCGCCGAUUCCUAACACGUGUAUGAAGAAAAUCCCCAGACUUUUGAAUGGCAUUCCACUGGGACCCGGCGUGAUGGCGCGUGAUCAGUUGGAUAGCAUACGGUGGCGCUAUAUAGAAGGGGGAACCAAGCUGCACACAUUUAUCUCGGUUCCGAUGUUCGAAGAGGAGGCGGAGGAGAGCAAACGGUCGCUCAGAGACAGUCUCAUGAGGCAGUCUCAAGCGGUGUUCGGUGAUAUAACCGUCAAGGCGUCUGUGAUACUGUCUCACUGCAUCAACUAUGAUGACGACAUCAUCCUCAACGACAUCGCCGUGCCUUUAGAAGAGGGUCUCCACUUCCGGGACUAGAUGGAACACUUGCGGUGAUCCUAAAAAGAAGCGGACCGCACGCUCCAUUCUAAAGGAGGGCAGAGCCGUCCACUCAUGGACAACUAGCUUGUGCAAUGAAUAGAGUCGUUUUUUGGCGCUUAUUAAGCUUGCUUAUUUAUACCUUGUAUGUUCCG